GUUUCUGCCGGCGACUGCCACCUGCUGGCCGGGGGUGGGUUUCCAGAGGACCGCCCUGCGUGCUCUGAUUGGGUGCGUUUGACGGGGCAGGUGCGGCCUCUGAUUGGUCCGGCUGGCGGGGUUGCUGAUUGGGCGUCGCGCGGAGGGGAGCGUUGGGCAGGCGGCGGUUGGGAUUCGGAAGGCGCGGAGCACGUGGCAGCGGGAGCGGUGGGGCUUUGGCUCCGCCCACAAGGGCAGAGGUCGGGGGGCGACGACCCCCAGCUGGGGAUGGCGCCCAGGCGCCCGGCUCCAAGCACUCCCCUGCUCUGACCACUAAACCCUACUGCCUUGCCACGUGUGACGUCACGGGGGCAUCGUGUGACGUCAGGGGGACAGUGGUGUGGUCACAGCGAGUGCUUGCUUCCCCACGCAGGCCCCAGCUCCCAGGAAAAAACCAUCCUGGAGGCUUCACCCCCUGCAUCAAGUGCCAAGACACUGUUUCUCCCCGCUCCAGGCCCCAGUUCUUCCCCCUGGCACCAUGGCCCAGCAGGCGGUGGUGGCCCCAGUGCCCACCCCAGAGCUGCCCAUCCUGGGGGGCCUGCGCUGGUACCAGAUCCCACUGUCCUCGCUGCGGGCGCCCAGCACGGGCCUCUUCAGCCGCCGCUUUCAGGACAGCCUGCAGCGCUACCGCCAGCUGCGCCUCACCAAGCGCCUGCGUGUCGGCCGCCCCUACGCUCUGCUCGGGGACCCCGACCCGGCCUCCCCGCCCGCCCAGGAUAGCAGGAGCCAGCGACCUAGAGGCAGUAGAGCCCGGAGCAGCCUGGGCCUUGCCCCAUGCCGAGCAGCCUCCAGGCACUGGCGCGGCUCCAGGGCCCCCCACCGGAAGUCCAAGAGGAUGCCGCAUCUGCCACAGGGCACCAACACCAGCCCUGAUGAGGCCUUCCCAGCUGACUGGAGCCCUGUGCAGCUGGACUUCCUUUGCCAGGCUGGUAUGGUGUCCCCCAGCCAGGAUACGGCUGGAUCUGGGGAGAAGCAGGACGAUGAGGAAGAGCUGUUGCCCCUGGCGCAGCUGCUGGGGGGAGCAGCACGGAUCCUCCCGGAGCCUGGCAUGGGCCUGCAGCCAGAUCCUGAUGUCAACAGUCUGGCAGCGCUGCUGCAGGAGAGAAGGGCCUGGUGCUUGGUGGGCGAGGGGCUGCCAACACUGCCCGAUGACAGCUCUGAAGAUUCACCCGAUGACACACCAAUGCCCGAGGAGCACAGGCUGUUUCUGGAGCGCUUUGCACUGGUCACCAGUGAGCUGCCAGACUUUCCCCCUGGGGAGGGCAUCUUUGGGGAGGCCAUGCCUACCCCUGCGUCCCUCCCAGCUGUGUGCGUCCAUGGCCUGGCACCCCAGAGCCCUCUUGAGGCUGCUUUUCUCGAUGCCACGCCAGCUGGGCAGGUCACCUUCGUGCGCACCGGGCUGCUCACUCUGCUGUACCGCCAUGUGCUGGCCUGCCCCCCACCUGUCCUGCACUGGCUCUUCCAGCUGGCAUCGCAGCCUGCAGGUGCCGCCCCCAGUGCCUUCCAGGCCCUGUGGGAGAUCAGCAUGCAGCAGAUUGAUGCACCUGAGCUGUGGUGCCCAUCACUGGGUGAGGUGGGGCAGGCACUGCAGCGCCUGGGUGCCCACCAGGCCACCCUCAGCCCUCCUGGCCAGCUGCCCCUGGAGCUGCUGCCCCCUGCCCCCAGCUGCCCCCCGUCACUGGCCCUGGGAGGCACCGAGGGCACAGCCUACUCUACAGUCGUGCUGGGGGCGCAGCUCAGUGACAUCUACAAGUACCUGACACUGUGCGUGCUGGUGCGGCCCGGGUGUUACCCAGACAGGCAGCGCAGGGCCCUGGUGGCCCUACUUUGCCGCCUCAGCCUGGUGCACCCACUGCGGUACCAGCCCUGCCCUGACCUGCAGCAGUUACUCUGUGCUCUUCUUGACGGCAUGGACAACUGGCACCACCAGCUCCCGGCACUGUGCGGGGCCCUGGCCCAUGUCUCACAGCACCAUCACAACCUGGUGACUGUGGUUCGGCUGCUUCCAGAUACCACAGCCAGGGGCAGGCAGCUGCGCCAGCACUUGAGCCUCUGUCUCAUCUCGCGGCUCCUGGGGAUGCCUGAUGGGACCGUGGUACCCUCCACCAAGGAGGGACAGCUGCGCCAGCUGUGCUGCCUCCUGGCCCUCAUGAAGCCGGCUGCCCUCAGGUGCCACCUGCCACCUCCAGAGCCCUGGAGUCCUGGCCUGGACUGGGAGGCUUGCUAUCUGUGCUACAGCCUCCUGAGCCUGGCCGACACAGCCGUGGGCACCGAGUGCUCAUCUCCGGAGCACAAGUGUCUGUGGCAGGAGCUGUGUGCCCAGCUGCAGCGGCACCUGGGCUCUGGCCUGCCUGAAGGUCCUGGCCUGCUCUUUGUCACCCAGCUCAAGUGUCUCGUCACCCACACCUACGUCAAGUGGCAGGCAACACUGACCCAGUGCCCGUCCCAGGUUAGGGUGCUGACUGGCACCAGGGCAGGCACAGGGCCCUGGCAUUGCUGGCAUAGCCCCUCCAUGGCAGGUGGGCAGGGCGGUGGUAGCACCGUGGGAACUGGGAAAGAACUCUGGAGUCUUGGCACCCAGCUAGUGCCCCCUCUCCCCCCACCCCAUGCCAUCCAGCUGCUGCUGCUACCCAGCCAUCUGGGCUCCCCACUCACCCCCAAGUGUCUCCAGAUUGGCACAGGGGGCACAGCUGGCUCCCAGAUGGGGGCUUCAAUCCAGCCCCCCCACCCCAGCCCCAUGAGAUAUAAUUGAGGAGCUGCUGAUGAGGUCACAGCUGCACCCAAGCUGGUUCCGGUCCUGGGGAGUUGGCAGGGUGGGGGUGGGGGGCAGCAGCAGAGCCAGGAAAGGAACCCAGAUGGCCAGGUGUCCCGGUGUCUGUGCCCCCAGGAGCUGCACUACCUACACUGGAUGGAGUCGUAGCUGUGUUGCUGUAGGGCAGUACCUGGUGCCUGGAGGGGGCAGCUGGCUAUGCCCCCCCCUGAAAUCCAGCAGCCCCCUCAUACCCUUUUGGUUGCUGUGGUGUUGCUGUAUCUAGGGUGUUGUCACAGGGAUCAAUAAACACUGUUGCCAGGACAA
Messenger RNA from Alligator mississippiensis (American alligator), 3115 nucleotides. It is a transcript of the gene FAM178B, whose product is annotated as family with sequence similarity 178 member B. Lineage: Eukaryota; Metazoa; Chordata; Crocodylia; Alligatoridae. The transcript has 16 exons. The coding region runs from base 518 to 2791 and encodes 757 amino acids. The record is from RefSeq and is a predicted model, not a curated record.